CUUAGACUAGACGCUACUUCUCGAUAGGAAUGUGCUGUUUUAUUCUUGACACGUCGACAUCUGUACAUUGAAAAUUUUAAAAAUAUUAACCAAAUAUAAUGCCUUUGAUAUCGUGUAUCAGUGAAAAUAUUUCAUCUUGCAAAUAAAUUGGAAUUAUAAGAUCUGAUAAUUAAAAUCAUACAUUGUGUUAUCAUAAGAAAUAUUAAUUCCAAAUAUCAAUACAAAUUUGAUAUGUUGUUCUUUAUUUAAAAUAUCUUAGAUAUGAUUUUUCUUAGAUAAUUUCUUGAAAAUAUUAUAAUUAAACAAUUGUGUGCUUUUUAUGAGCAAUGUACUAAAUGAUAUUUAAAAGGAAUGAAUUAACUGUUUAUCAAAAACUAAUGACAAUUUUUUCUAAGAAUGAAGCUUAUACAGCAUGACAUUACAUGCUAUUUAUAUAUUUUAUUUAUUAUAUCUGCCAUUGUCAAAACAUUUUCUCAAGAUUUGCCAAAUGUUCAGGAGAAACCAGUUCACUUGCCAGAAACAAAAUUUAACUUUAAUGAAUAUUCUGAAUAUCCAGAUAAUACAGAUAGAAAUUUAGGAUCUUUGGCAUCUCAAUGGAAUCAAAUACUUUCUGUUAAUCGUAAUUUACAGGCACAAAAUGUUAAUAGUAUUAACAAUGAAAAUUUAUCUGAAUCUUUAGAAACAUUAGAUCCAAAUAUAGUAUGGGAUUCUAAAUGGGGAUCUAAUUUAAAAUUGGGACAAAUAUCUGCAGUGUCAUUGGAUCCUAAUGGAAAUAUAGCGUUAUUCCAUAGAGGAAGACGAACUUGGGACCAAGAUACGUUUAACAAUGAAAAUAAAUUUGAUCCUAAUAAAGGCCCAAUAAAGGAAAAUACAAUUUUUCUUAUGGAUAAAACUGGAAAAGAAUUAUUACAAUGGGGUAAAAAUAUGUUUUAUUUACCUCAUGGAUUGACGAUAGAUUUUAAUGGAAAUUAUUGGAUUACUGAUGUUGCCUUACAUCAAGUAUUAAAAUUCGAUGCUAACGAUAUAGAGGCACAUUGGAACGAUUUAAAAAGAGAACAAUAUGAUAGAAAAUUAAUAGAGAUUGAUAAUUACGAUCGAAAUGCCUUAUUUAAACACAGUAUUAUAAAACCAUCUUUGAUUCUUGGUGAGGCUUUUGAGCCUGGUAACGAUGAAACACGAUUUUGUAAGCCAACAGCAGUUGCUGUACAAUUAAAUGGAGAUUUUUUUGUUAGCGAUGGUUAUUGUAAUUCUAGAAUUAUUAAAUUUAACAAAAAAGGUGAACGAAUUUUACCAUGGGGUCGUCAUUGGGGAGUAAGAGAAUUUGUUUAUCAACAACCACCACCACAUAAUGCAUUCUUUGUACCGCAUGCAUUAGCUUUGGCAAAUGAUCUUGAUUAUAUUUUUGUUGCUGAUAGAGAAAAUGGUAGAGUUUCUUGCUUUUUUGCUAGUAAUGGGACAUUCCAUAAAGAGUACAAACAUCCUAGCAUUGGUACUAAAAUAUACAGUGUAGCAUACGCCCAAGAACAAAUUUAUUUAAUCAAUGGACCUGAUUUAUUUGAGAAUGAUCAGCAUAUACGUGGUUUUAUCGUAGACAUCAAUUCUGGAAAUGUAUUAUCACAAUUUGCACCUACAGAAAGAUUACGUAGACCACACGAUAUAGCUGUAAACAAUGAUGGAUCAGAGAUUUACAUUGUAGACCUAGACACAUCCAAGAUAUAUAAAUUUUUACAAAAAUCAACCAGUGCUAACAAAAUAGAAAAUUCUACGCAUACAUUGAAUCAUCAUCAAACCGCACCAUUAACGGAUAUUAAUUCUCAAGAAACGUCUAAUUCAAAAACUACAAUGGCAACUUUAAUAUUGUCUCUUGUUACAACUACUGUUAUUUUUAUCACACUAUGCGUGACUACUGCUGCUGUUAUAGCGAAAUGUCAAAAAAGAGGAUGCUUGUUAAUGAUGCGCAAAAGAAUGCAUUGGCAAGCGGAAAGAAGGGAAAAGAUGAAGUUUUCAAACUUACUUGAAAAACGAAGAGGCAAGGGAUUUAAAUUUUUCGAAAAACGGCCGAACAAACGUGACUUCAGUAAAUUGAACACCGAGCCAGAAACUUCCGACGACGAACGUUCUGAGAAUAAUUUGAACAUGAUGAUAUGAAUACUUCACGUUUAUCAAAUAAUAACAUAAAAGAAAUUACUUCGACGAAGAGAAUUACUUGUGCAAAGGACAAAAAAAGAAAAUUGUUGAAAAAGAAAAAAGGAAAAAGAAAAAAGUAACAUCGAUCGUCGAAAUGUUCGAAAGAUCUAUUAUCGUCACCAAUUCGAACGAAAAUUAAUAAUCAAAAAUUUCGAAAUGUAAAAACGAUUAAUCAAAUUUCACGUAAUUCCACGUUAACGUCUAUAAAUUUCUUAAAAAUGUCAAUGAGUAUAAAAAAUUUACGACGAUCGUUGGAUAAAUCGAAAAAUUAUUAUUAUUAUUUUUGAAAAAGAAAAAAGUUGAAGCAAAAGAGAAAGAAGAAGAAAAAAAAAUAGAAGAACUUACCUCGUCCGUGAAUCACCGAGAAAAGCAAGAAAAGAAAAAAAAAAAAAGGUAGGUAGGUGUUCGAUCAUAGAGACGCGAUUUUUUGCAUUAAUUGCAAUGGAAUAACAAAUUGAUCAAAAUCGAAUAUAUUACGUAUACAUUUAAAUAUUAUAUUAUACACAUAAAGGAUUUAUUAAAUGAAAUUAAUCGAUUUAAUAAAUGUAUCGUCGUGUUAAUCGAUCGAGUCGAUCGACGAACGUGCAUUAAUUGUCGGGGUUUAAAGAACGAAGAACGAUUGCUAUAUAAGUGUGUCGAACCUAAUUGAAAAUUAAAAUACAUAACAGAAUUAAUAACAAACAUGUUCAAUGAAAACAAUCUAAUCAAUUUAAUUAACGAUAUACAAGUACACAAGUACGAAAUUGUUUAACGUUACAACGUGAAGUUAUGGUAUAUGAUAAGGUAUGAUAAUAAGCUUUUCUGUGUUUUUCUUUCAUUCUUUUUUUUCUUUUUUUUCUUUUUGUUAUAAACGUAAAAGAAAAAUGUGUUGAAUCGUAUCGACAUAACUUAAGACAUAUUGUCCGAAGACAGUCAAUAUUAUUUAAACGUAAAAUGUAACGAUCUAUCGUAUAGAUUAUAUUUGAAAUAUCGAUAUCGUUAAGAUUCGAUGUGGAAAGGAACGUGGCCAUUUUUUUUAUAAAAAAAAAAAAAAAAAAAAAAAAAAUAUCAAAACGCAAUGAUCGCCGCGAAAUAUUUAAACAAAACAAAAAGAAAACCAAUGGUUGUUCAAACGAAGCCAUUUUUCUUUCUUUUUCUCUUAUUAUACGAUCUUUUCUUUAAAGAUAUUCUUUUAACAUUAUUGACAAAUAUAAAAAUGUUCACGUACGUAAAUCCUCUUAAGGAUUAAUCCAAUUGAUCGUAAAGUGUUUACUAUGGACAGAGACAGAGAGAGAGAGAGAGAGAGAGAGAAAGAGAAAGAGAGACAUGUAUUUAUCGAAGAAAAAGAAAAAAGAAAGAAAAGAAAAAAAUAUUGUUCGAUCUUUCUUUCAGUUAAAAAAAAAAAAAAAAAAAAAAAAAAAAGAAAAAAAAAUAUUUUAAAUUCGAGUCGAUAAAAUAGCGAACUGUAGUAGAUAUGGUAGAUAACUAAUUAUCGACGUUAUUAAUGUCGAUAAAAGCGAAUUCUAUGCGAAAGGUUUUAAUAACGCGUUAAGAUCGUAUUAAACUCGAAUGAUAAUGCUUCAAUUCCGAUGAUACGAUAUUUCGAGAAGAAAAACAAAAGAAAAGAAAAGAAAAGAAAAGAGAGAAAGAAAAAAAACAAGUCUUAAAAAGGAUAUAUUCGCAGGGUACUUUUUUUAAAUCGUUAUUUUCAAUUCGAUAUUUCCGUAAAACGUUUCACUAUUUUUAUCAAUGGCUACGAAACUUAAGUGUCGUUAUAGUCGACAAUUUUUACGAGAUAUUAUUGAAAAACGUCAAGGAUUUUAAUAUAUCCUAAGACGGAAUAUUUUGAUAUAAUUUCAAAUAAUAUUUUGCAAUCGUUGAGACGAAAGAUUACCGUCGAGUAUUAACGUGUUUAAAGAAAGAAAAGAGAAAAAGAAGAAAAAAGUAAAACGCAAAAAAAAGAAAAAACAAACAAAACAAAAAAAAAAAAAGAAGAUGAAAAAUCUAUGUCACACACAGAGAUACAUAAUGAUAUAUUAUACAGUAUUAUACAGUGACAUAUCGUAUUUAAUGAUGCCAAUGACGAUAAUAGUUGUCGAAUUCUCUAUUGUCGUUUUUGAUGACUGCUUAUUUAAAUGUAGCUAAUACACACACACACACACACACACACACACACA
Molecule: messenger RNA, 4343 nt
Organism: Vespa velutina
Lineage: Eukaryota; Metazoa; Arthropoda; Insecta; Hymenoptera; Vespidae
Product: peptidyl-alpha-hydroxyglycine alpha-amidating lyase 1-like
Exons: 6
Coding region: 397-2148 (583 amino acids)
Biological process (GO): peptide metabolic process
Cellular component (GO): membrane; extracellular region
Molecular function (GO): catalytic activity; protein binding
Source: RefSeq, a predicted model, not a curated record